AUGCCUCUUUUCCGCGAAGAAAACUUUCUUCUCGUCCACGUGGGCUCGCACGAGACAAGGGUGCUUUUCGGCUUGCACGAGUCUUUGGCCCCGCCCAAAAUCUCGCUCCCCACGGUCGUGUACCAUGACCAGGCGACCAGCCAGUAUCGGGCGUCAAACCCCGCCGGCGAAUACGCCGAAAUCCACCCCGUUGUCGGGUCACGUGUGGCGGACAUGGGCGGCCUCAAGGCGCUCCUCAAGUUCGUGUUGCAGCUGGUGAUCCGCAAAAACCCGGUCUUGACGAUCAACCAGAUUCCCAUGUUGUUGCUCACGCCGUCCGUGUCCUUGUCACGUGAGGCCGUGGAGGACCUCACCCGGUUUGUGUUCGAGACCUUGGAGCUCCCCGCGUUCAAUGUGUUGGACUUGUCCGUGGCCGCGUCGUACGGGCUAGGGUCCACGGCGUCGGCGGUGGUGGUGAAUGUGGGCCACGAGGCCACGCAGAUCGUGCCUGUAUUGGGCGGCUUGCCCCUCAAGUACGCGGCCCGCCGCUUGCCCGUGGGCGGCAGGACCAUCGACGACGAGUUGCGCAAGAUCUUGCCGCAGUUCUCCGCGCCGCAGCUCGCGGCGUUGAAGCACUCGCCCAUCUACGAGGUCAUGGUGGACCACGAGGACUCGUUCUACUCGCACGCGGACUUGAGCGAAGAGAAGCAAGGCGACGGCGACGCGGACAUCGACAUAGCCAAGAUCGUGUCCGAGGGCAACGGCGCGCCGGGCGCUUUGGCGCCGGCCGAGGCCGCCGAGGGCAAGCCGAACUGCGAGUUGCAGACCAACAGCUUCUCCUUCGAGGGCCAGAUGCUCUCGGUGGGCAAGGAGCGGUUCCAGGGCGCGCAGAGGCUCGUGGCGGCGCUCGCAGAGGGCAUCUUCGCCAGCUUGGCGCAGGUGCCGGACUUGGACAAGCGCCAGGAGUGCUACGACAACUUGGUUUUGGUGGGCGGCACCACCAACAUCGCGGGCUUGAAGCAGGCCGUGGUGCUCGAGCUCUGCCGGCGGCACGUGGCGCGGCCGCCGCCGCCCAAGGGCUCCCGGCGCGAGCCGGCGGGCGUGAGCUCGGCCAUUUUGGCGUACCAGCUGACCAGCGACAUGCCCGAGCCGGCGGGCGACCACAGCGGCGGCGCGCAGGUGCCGUCGUCCGUCAAGUUGAUCAAGUACCCGGAGUACUUCCCCGCGUGGAAGCAGCCCAAGGAGAGGGGCGGCUCGUGGUCGGAGGUGUACUUCCUCGGCGCCCAGAUCUACGCCAAGCAGAUCUACGGGGCCAACUCCAACUACGGCGGCGACUCGUUCAUGGACGCGGAGAUCUACGACGAGCGCGGCCCGCAGGCCAUCUGGGACGUGAGCCUCUGA
This is a messenger RNA of Metschnikowia bicuspidata var. bicuspidata NRRL YB-4993, 1380 nucleotides long. It is a transcript of the gene ARP9, whose product is annotated as Arp9p. NCBI's taxonomy places the organism in Eukaryota, Fungi, Ascomycota, Pichiomycetes, Serinales, Metschnikowiaceae. The record is from RefSeq and is a predicted model, not a curated record. Bases 1 to 1380 code for a protein of 459 amino acids. The transcript has a single exon.